AAAUAUCCAUAUCCGAUGACGGUCGCCCUAGCAUCACUCUGUAGCAUCGAUCUUUAUUCAACACCUGUACUUCAUUUUUGGCAUAUUGGGCAUUCUGGCAUAUCAAAUUACUACAUGCUGCGUUAUAUGGUACCAAUAUCGGCUGGUAAAGUUGUUGCCGUUGUUAGCGCAUAUAUUAGCGUCUGGAAGGUACCCGUGUCAUAUGCGCAAACAGUCAAAGCUACGAUGCCUUUGUUCGCUGUUAUAUCGGCACGAAUUGUGUUGAACGAACGACAGUCGAAGCGUGUUUAUCUCUCACUAAUACCAAUUAUUACGGGCGUCACGAUUGCAACGUUCACGGAAAUAUCAUUCAAUGUGAAUGGUUUGCUCAGUGCAUUGCUUUCAACUGGUAUUUAUGCCGUACUGAAUGAAGGCGAGCCGUUACCGUACGAAAUUUGGUUUUUAUUCUACCUACUGCUCUCAGGAUUGCUUGCAUUCCUACAAAAUUUAUGUGCUUUCACAUUAAUUCAUCGUUUAUCGGCGCUUUCAUACGCAGUAGCAAAUGCUACGAAACGAAUCACCGUAAUAUCGGCAUCACUGUUAAUGCUGCGUAAUCCGGUAACAGUGACCAAUGUAUUCGGCAUGUUCCUCUCCAUCUUUGGCGUUUACCUUUAUAAUCGAGUGAGUCAUUCCCCGUUAUUUACUUUUUAUGCGUUUUGUGCUGUGUAACA
Molecule: messenger RNA, 710 nt
Organism: Gongylonema pulchrum
Lineage: Eukaryota; Metazoa; Nematoda; Chromadorea; Rhabditida; Gongylonematidae
Source: the annotation of a GenBank genome assembly